GCCCCGCCCCGCCCCGCCCGGCUCCCAUUGCCCACACCGGGUGCCCGGCGCUGCUUUCCGCCGGGCGGUGAGCUGAGCUCGGGGCACGUUGUGAGCCGGCACAUCCAGGCUGAGGCCGCUGCUGCCGGGAAGCUGGGCGGGGAGACGGCCGAGAUGGUGGAGGACGGCAGCGAGGAAGAGGAGGGGGAGGCGGAGGGAGAGAGAGGGGAGAUGCUGGGCGCUUCGCAGCACAACGGCUUCCUCCCCGGCAAGGAAGCGGAGAACGGCGGCCCCGGAGGAUGCGCGGCGCUCGGGGCGGGCGGCAUCCAGCUGGAGACGCGGCUGUCGCGGCGGCGGCUGGCGGUGCUGGCCGUGUUCAGCUGCUACUCGCUGGUGAACGCCUUCCAGUGGAUCCAGUACAGCAGCCUCAACAACGUCUUCGUGCGCUUCUACGGCGUGUCCUUCACGGAGAUAGACUGGCUCUCCAUGGUCUACAUGGUGGCCUACGUGCCGCUCAUCCUGCCCGCCACCUGGCUGCUGGACGCCCGCGGCCUUCGCCUCACGGCGCUGCUGGGCUCGGGGCUCAACGCGCUGGGCGCGUGGCUCAAGUGCGCCAGCGUGGCGCCGGGCCGCUAUGCCCUCACCAUGGCGGCUCAGGCCGUGUGCGCCGUGGCGCAGGUCUUCAUCCUGGGGCUGCCCUCCCGCAUCGCCUCCGUCUGGUUCGGCCCCGCCGAGGUCUCCACCGCCUGCUCCGUGGCCGUGCUGGGCAAUCAGCUUGGCACUGCCAUUGGCUUUUUGUUGCCACCUGUCCUGGUUCCAAAUACCCCCGAUGAUAUUGAUCUAAUGGCACAUAAUAUAAGCAUAAUGUUCUAUGGAACAGCAAUAGUAUCCACGCUUUUGUUCUUCUUAACAGGAGUUGUGUUUGAAGAGAAGCCCAAAUACCCUCCCAGUCACUCUCAAGCACUCCUGCAGGCUCUGCCUCCUGAGGAUUACUCCUACAAGCAGUCAAUUAUUAAUUUGGUCAGAAAUGUUCCAUUUGUACUUCUGCUCAUCAGCUAUGGAAUUAUGACUGGAACAUUUUAUUCUGUUUCCACAUUAUUAAACCAGAUGAUAGUAACUCAUUAUGAGGGAGAAGAAGUGAACGCUGGGAGAAUUGGCUUGACACUGGUGGUGGCAGGAAUGGUGGGUUCGAUUAUUUGUGGUUUGUGGCUGGAUUACACUAAAACGUACAAGCAAACUACUUUGAUUGUUUACAUUCUCUCUUUCAUUGGGAUGGUGGUAUUUACCUUCACACUGGACCUUGGGUACCUUAUAGUGGUGUUUGUAACCGGAGGAGUGCUUGGGUUCUUCAUGACUGGCUAUCUCCCACUCGGCUUUGAAUUUGCAGUGGAAAUUACUUACCCAGAGUCUGAAGGCACUUCGUCGGGUCUCCUCAAUGCAUCAGCACAGAUAUUUGGAAUUGUCUUUACGCUUGUGCAAGGAAAGCUUACAACAGACUACAGUCCUCGUGCGGGAAACCUCUUUCUUUGCGCUUGGCUGUUUGUGGGCAUUAUCUUAACAGCCUUAAUAAAAUCAGAUCUGCGAAGACACAAUGUGAAUUCAGGGAUUAUGAAUAUGGACGUUAAAGCUGUACCAGUUGACAAUCCAGUAGAACGGGAAACUUGUACUGCGUUAAAAAUUCAGUCAGAUUUAUAAAGCCAAAAGAAGAUGGCUUAGAAACGCACAAUGUUGGUUGAAUGCUGAACAAAAUUAGUGUAAUCACUGGAUUUAUGUGUAUGAGUAGUGAAACGUGUUUGGUGAUUUUGGUGACAGUUGUGUGGUGGGAGCUAUGAAGAUACUGGCUUCAUUUUACCCAAGAUAUAAACAACAGGACUUCGUAUGGAAUAUUUAUUUUAACAGAUUACGAGUUUUGCCAUUUCGCUUAUGAAGAACCGUCUGAAUCCAACGAAGGGAUUGGAAUGGACCUCUGGAGAUCAUCGAGUCCAACCCCCAAAUGCUCUCCAUUAUAGGAAGAAAUAUACAUUCAGAAUGCAUGCCAGAAUGUGCAUCUGGAAUCCUAAAGUACGGUCAUGAUCAGACGUAUCUUCUCCCCAGGAAAUCAAAAGUUAGUUGAUUUCUUGUUCAGUCUUUUCUAGUGCAUUUACCAAGUCAGGGUAGGUAGCUGUAUGACUGGAGGGCAUUCACAUUGUUUUUUUAAUGUCUCUGAUGUAAGACAGUAUUUCCUUCUGGGAAAUUCUAUAGCACAAUUCUGAAAACGAGAUGACUGCAAUUAUGUGUUUUGAGUUUCUUUUGCCUUGAAGCUUCUUGAUGGAUACUGGAAGGCAGAUGAGAGAAAAAUAGUUGUUUUUUUUUGUAGAUUCAUCAAGCAUUUCUGGGGAGAUUUAAGGGGUUUCCCACUAGGUAUAUCGAAGAAAAUACAUUUAUUAUUAAAUAGAAAGAAGAAGAAAGACCAUUGAUAUCUAUCUAUGGUGAAGUAUUCACAGGCAAUGGAACAUGAUUGCACAGGUUGCCUCCUGAAUAUUUUGAGUGCUUUCUCAGUUCAAAUGAGAGGAACACGUGUUUACAAAGAGAUGGUGCCUUUACAAAGUAAAGAAGAUCUUUGCCUCAUCUUGAGUUUGACCAGUGCUGCUGAAGAAAUUCCGUUUUAGCUUGUUAAACCUCCUGGAUAUUUGUGGAGCAUCAGAAAAUGUGUUCUACCUGUUGUGUUGGGUUCUUUUUUCCCCUCCACUUAUUUCUCUGUGCUACGUUGUACCAUUUGUCUCCUGUAAAAUGUUUGUACUCUCUGUAUAACUCAUCAGUAAAUAAUGUCUUGUUCCUCACAGUUAAAAGCUGUAAGGGGGACUGAAAGGAAAACAGUGCUGUUUCUCUUUGAUGAAAUACUUGCUGUGUAAAUAAUGAGUCUAGCUACAAAGUACUCUUCAUUGCUUUUGUAUUAUUAUUAUUAUUUGUAUUAUUUCUCACUGCAGUGCUACUGAUAUUGUUCUUCACCUUGUGUACUAUCUACCCAGCUACAGAACUGAUGUCCCCUCAGUAAUACUGAGGCUCUUCUACUACUGAAAAGUCCAACCAGAGUUAGCAGCACUGAGGCUUUAGCAGCCUUUCAGGUAAGCCUGCAGUUUCAGUGCCAUCAGUCUCUGGGUUCCUACAGCUGUAGUGCCAUCCUGCAGGUUGAAUCCUGCUGGAAGUUUUUUGUGGGUUACAGCUUGGUAUGGAGAACUGUGCAAUUCCCAAGAUAACCUUUCAAGGUAUUAAGAAUGCUUAAAUGCUUUAUUUUGCCUUGUUUCUCUAUAGAUUUAGAGAUUAUUAUUAUUUUUUUUUAGUAUGAAAAAAAACCUGUGUAUGUAGCUUUCUUAACUUAGCCUCUAAGCUUUGCUCCUAGUUUAGUGUUUUGUGUGAGAAAUGCUUCAGACAUGAGUAGGCUGAAUGGCAGUGUAUGUAUCUGAAAAAGCCAGGCAUAUCUGAACAUUUGUCUUUCCAAAACGAGUCCAUGCCUCUGCCAGAGCCAGCACUAGAGAGAAAGCAGGCACACCCUAUGUACACCCUAUGUACACCCUAUGUACACCCUAUGUACACCCUAUGUACACCCUAUGUACACCCUAUGUACACCUUGUGGCUCCUGGAGAGCCAAGCUCUAUGAGAGGAGUCCUCUGUGAGACAGCUGAAAGGAGAUGUUCAGAUGGCAGGAAAGAGGGUAGGAGUGGAAGUAGAGGUAGUUUAUCUCGGUUCUUACAUGAAAUGACUGACUGAUACCAGCUGCCCCAUCUCAGGAUGUGCAUAUUUUCAGCCUGAGUGAGCAAAGUGAAAGUUCUUUCCUUCUGCUUUCUGUGAGUGAUUUUUGCCUUUAGAGAAGUGGUGAUACUAUGGUGUAUAUACAACACUUCCACGGAAUACAGACUAAAUACAUUUUUACUGUGUUCAGAGACCGUAACUGCUAUGCACUUUCCCUCUUAAAAGCAAAAAAAUGUAGCAGGACAUUCUAUUUUGGUGGAUGUGCUUUCAAACGUCCAAUAGAGUCUUUGGCAGCAUCCAGAACACUUUUUACAUGUUGCUAAAUACUCUCCACAUCCUAAAGUUGAGCUCUUAAUUUAUUUUGAAAAUUCCUUUCCCCACUAGAUUCCAGUUUGUUUAGUUGUUUUCAGUUGAUUAUUGAAAACUAUUCCAGCCCUACUGGCUCCUCGUGUUUUUCAUCUUCUGCCAAAUUACUUGGCUGCCCUCUGAAAUUGCCCAAACAAGGUUCUUGGCAUGCUAGAAAGCCUGCAGGGUCCCUGAAAAGAAAAUAUUCCUAAUAAUGAAGACUUAAUUACAUCCUGGAUUUAAUGCUGAUCAGAAGGAACUUAAAAGUUGGAAACCUGUAAAUAUGUAUUUAUUUGAAAGCUAUUUCUGGACAAGGACUAAGUAUAGAAAUAAAAGGCUACGUAGCAAAAUGAAGAACAAAUAAACCAGUAGUCUUCUCAUCUUUUUAUUAAAAGAAAAAAAGGUUUUAGCUUGUGGCAGAAACAGGCUUGGGGUAGCUGGGGCUUUGGUUUUUUGCUUUUUGUUUGAUUGUUUCUAAAUGGUAUCAAUCAAUCGUGUCUGGAAUUGGAAAUAAUAGCGUUUCUGAUUUCAUGAGCUGUGAGAUUGUGGCUCAGCCCUCGUCUGGCAGAGGAUAAGAAUCAUGACCACUUAAUCAGUCCAGGAAUGGGAUCAUGUGUGCCAACUGUGAGAGGACAGAAUCAGAAACCAUAUGAGGAGAGCCAUCCCAAUCCCAUGCACUUAAUUUGUGUUUUAAGUAAUGCUUUUCUAACUGUCACAGGAGUGCGUGAUUACUGUUACCAACCCAUGUUUCCUAGUGGAAAAAAUGCUUUGGACUAACUUCUGUGUGUAUAACUAAAUGAAAUUGGGUUAAGCCAUGAGUAUGUAUCACUCUCAUUUUCCAGUCUGUGAACUCAGUUGUUUUCCUUUGUGAAUGGGAAAGCGGUGUUGGUUUUUUGUCUUGCUGUACUUCUAUGUAACACUUUCUGAGGCAUUACAGUCUACAAACGGUUCAUAGCCCACAAGCUAAGCUGUCGUAUCCAUGUUUUACCCCCCCCUACACACAACGUGCUGCCUGAAAUCUGUGAAGAGAAAUUGUUAAUACACAGAAUAGAAUGGAAUAAGCAGAAAUAUGCUUAGGAAAAAUGCAUUUUCUUGUAAGAUGUGCUAUAUAUAUAUACUGCUUGUCUUUGUUCUCUUGGAGAUGGUGAAGAUUUUUGCUGUAAUUUUUGUUAUUGUCCCAUUCUUUGUUUGAAAAUAAAAUUAAAAAAGAAAUCCCUA
Messenger RNA from Coturnix japonica (Japanese quail), 5271 nucleotides. It is a transcript of the gene FLVCR1, whose product is annotated as FLVCR choline and heme transporter 1. Gene Ontology annotation, molecular function: heme binding; heme transmembrane transporter activity. Gene Ontology annotation, biological process: transmembrane transport; erythrocyte differentiation; heme export. Gene Ontology annotation, cellular component: membrane; mitochondrion. The record is from RefSeq and is a predicted model, not a curated record. NCBI's taxonomy places the organism in Eukaryota, Metazoa, Chordata, Aves, Galliformes, Phasianidae.